Messenger RNA from Orbicella faveolata, 1323 nucleotides. RefSeq names its product large ribosomal subunit protein uL3-like. Gene Ontology annotation, cellular component: ribosome; cytosolic large ribosomal subunit. Gene Ontology annotation, biological process: translation. Lineage: Eukaryota; Metazoa; Cnidaria; Anthozoa; Scleractinia; Merulinidae. The record is from RefSeq and is a predicted model, not a curated record. Gene Ontology annotation, molecular function: RNA binding; structural constituent of ribosome.
ACGACAAAAGCCGUAUGUCACGUGUCGAAGUUCUCUUUCCCUGUGCUCGUAGAGAACAUGUCUCAUAGAAAGUUCAGAGCGCCUAGGCAUGGCUCCUUGGGUUUCCUGCCUCGCAAGAGGUGCAAACAUCAUAAUGGAAGAAUAAAGUCCUUCCCCAAGGAUGACCCAACACUACCUCCUCAUUUAACAGCUUUUGUGGGUUUUAAGGCUGGCAUGACUCACAUCGUACGAGAAGUGGAGAAACCAGGAUCGAAAAUUCACAAGAAGGAAGUAGUGGAAGCAGUUUCCAUCAUUGAAACACCACCUAUGAUGGUUGUUGGUGUUGUUGGCUACAUUGAAACUCCCCGAGGACUGCGUGUUCUCAAGACAAUCUGGGCUGAACAUCUCAGUGAGGAAUGCAAGCGCCGCUUUUACAAAAACUGGUGCAAGUCCAAGAAAAAGGCUUUCUCUAAGGCUUCCAAGCGUUGGGCAGAUGAGGAUGGCAAGAGUGUUAUUGAGAAUGACUUCAACACCAUGAAAAAGUACUGCAAAGUCAUCCGUGUCAUAUGCCACACACAGCAAAAGCUUGUGAAGCUUGGUCAGAAGAAAGCUAUCAUUAAGGAGAUUCAGGUCAAUGGUGGCAAGGAUGUAGGAGAGAAAAUUGACUGGGCUCGUGAACGCCUUGAAAAUCCUGCUCCUAUUCGUAAGGUCUUUGCAAAGGAUGAGAUGAUUGACAUCAUUGGUGUAUCUAAAGGUCAUGGAUUUAAAGGUGUGACGUACCGUUGGGGCACCAAGAAACUGCCACGUAAGACACACAAGGGUCUACGCAAGGUGGCCUGUAUUGGAGCCUGGCAUCCGGCUCGCGUGUCUUAUUCUGUUGCCCGUGCUGGUCAGUUUGGUUAUCAUCAUCGUACUGAAAUCAACAAGAAGAUCUACCGUAUUGGUCGUGGUAUUCACACCAAAGACGGAAAGGUUGUCAAAAACAAUGCUAGUACUGAGUAUGAUCUCACAGACAAGGCAAUCACUCCUAUGGGUUCUUUCCCUCACUAUGGUGAAGUGAAUGAAGACUAUGUGAUGGUUAAAGGUUGUGUUGUGGGCAAAGUAAAGCGUGUUCUCACUCUACGCAAGUCCUUACUUGUCCAGACCAAGCGUGCUGCCUUGGAAAAGAUUGAACUCAAAUUCAUUGACACCUCAUCCAAGUUUGGCCAUGGACGCUUCCAGCAUCCCGCUGAGAAGAGAGCUUUCAUGGGUCUGCUUAAAAAGGAACGAGAGAGGGAGCUAACUGCUGGUGCAGAGUAAACUUGUGAAUGAGCUCAUUAAAAUCAUGUUGAAUUCAGUGAAAAA